Molecule: messenger RNA, 2928 nt
Organism: Drosophila subobscura
Lineage: Eukaryota; Metazoa; Arthropoda; Insecta; Diptera; Drosophilidae
Product: zinc finger protein squeeze
Exons: 3
Coding region: 947-2629 (560 amino acids)
Biological process (GO): regulation of transcription by RNA polymerase II
Molecular function (GO): DNA-binding transcription factor activity, RNA polymerase II-specific; RNA polymerase II cis-regulatory region sequence-specific DNA binding
Source: RefSeq, a predicted model, not a curated record
UCAGAAAAAACUUGCUUCGGUUGUGAUUUUUUUUCCACUCUCUUUUACGCCGCCGAACCGAGCACUUCUUUACUCGUUUGCGCCGAGAGUCCCGUUUUUUGCUCCUGCUCUGCACCGCGCGCUCGUCUCUUGAUGUAAACAAGCGUAACCGAAGCUUACGCCGCGCCACCCACCGCCGCCUCCUACCAAACGGUUGUAAUUGCAAUUAAUAGCAGAAGGCGGGUCGCCAAAAAAGUGCCAAAAGCCCCCCAAAAAUAAAGCCCAAAAACGUAAAAAAGGGGCAAAAGCACAAGUGCAGAAAAAACGAGACUUGUGCGAGUGUGUGUUGGUGUAUUUUUGGCGUGCGCGGCCAUUUUUUCUUGUUGCCACACGGGAAUCUGCUUUAAGUGUGUUAGUGUAUGUGGAAGAGAAACCAAAAAGAAGAGGAAUAUAAAAAAGCGAAAUUCGCAAACUUAAAAAUAAUAAAAUCAUUGAAACACAUAUAAAAGGCGCAGGAAUGCGUCUCAUCCAACAAGUAAAUUACCGCAAAACCGCAAGCAAAAUACCUCAGUGAAAGAGUGAAGGAGUGGAACCUCCACAGUACCCCUCUCUCUUGCAACAACCACCUACAAUCAGCAGCUGAACACGUGCUCGGUGCGGGCCAAAAUAUCAACAAAAGUUGUCCUACAAAAAUACAGCAAUAAGAAAAACCAGCAUACAAAAAACCUUUUCAAAUUGGUGAGGUGAGCAGAAAAGAGUCAGAGUCCCCCAUACCAGAGGAGGAAAGAGUAGAAGUAGAGGAGGAGUAUCUUGUGUAAGCGGAGUCCGCAGCUCCAAGUGUCGACUGUCGACUGUUGGCUGCUGACUGUCGAUUUGCCCCACAAUCGUUGGUGAGCUCUGCCCCAAGCUGGACGCACGCACAAUCGCCUACCGCCCGCUGACACUUGGGGGCCAUCAGCCGCCGCUUAUGGCCGAAUUGCCGACGGCGCCGAACGGCGUCUCAAGCGGCGACUAUCUCCAUCGCUCCAUUGACCAGCUGCGAUCCCUCACGCACCUCACCACAGCGGAUUUGCGUACAGCACAACUGGUCCACGACUACAAGCCUUUCAACAUCAAUGAGUUUCGCCAGAAUGUUGUGGAGCGGCUGGACUACAGCUUGAAAAAUGGUUUGGUGCAUCACCAACAGCAACAGCAGCAGCAACAACAACAACAACAACAGCAGCAGCAGGAGAUGUUGCAGCAACAGCAUCAGGCACAUCAGGAGCAGCAGCAGCAGCAACAACAACAACAACAGCAACAGCAUCACCAUCAACAGCAGCAGCCGCAUCAUCUAAAGUCCAGCUACAGUGCGCCAAGCUCUCCGCCAACGCCACACGAGCAGCAGGAGCAAAAGUACGAUCCGAAUAGAUCGCCUCCACGCCCGCUCAUGAGCAGCGGCAGCAAUGCCUCGUCGCCGGAAGAUGAUCGCAGAGGCAGCGGCGGAGGACCUGGCGGCGGUGGCGGAGAUGGGGACCAAUCAAAGCCAUACAAAUGCGCCUCGUGCAGCAAAUCCUUUGCCAACUCCUCGUAUCUGUCGCAGCACACGCGCAUCCAUUUGGGUAUCAAACCCUACCGCUGCGAGAUCUGCCAGCGAAAGUUUACGCAGUUGUCGCACUUGCAGCAGCACAUCAGGACGCACACGGGGGACAAGCCGUACAAAUGCCGGCAUGCCGGCUGUCCCAAGGCCUUCUCGCAGCUCUCGAACCUGCAGUCGCACUCGCGCUGCCAUCAGACGGAUAAACCCUUUAAAUGCAACUCCUGCUACAAGUGUUUCGGCGAUGAAAUGACGCUGCUGGAGCACAUACCCAAGCACAAGGACUCGAAGCACCUGAAGACGCACAUCUGCAAUCUGUGCGGGAAAUCCUACACACAGGAGACGUACCUACAGAAGCAUCUGCAGAAGCACGCGGAAAAGGCGGAAAAGCAGCAGCAGCGGCACACCAGUCAGGUGGCUGCAGUGCAGCAGCAUGUGCCAUCGGGUGGAAUCGGUUUGAAUCUGCAGCGCCAGGCAAUGAAUGAUGUGAAUGCCGCGUAUUGGGCCAAGAUGGGGGCGGACAGUGCGGCUGCAUCGCUGGCAGAGGCCAUUCAGCAGCAGUUGCCGCAAGCCAAUGGCCAGACGUACGCGAACUUUGCCUCGCUACAGCAGCAUCAGCAGCAACAGCAGCAGCAGCAGCAGCAGGAGAUGCUGCAGCAGCACCAUCAACGGCUGGCGGAUACGCCCGGCCACUCUCACAGUCCGCAUGAAGACCCCGCCGGCGAGGAUCUCGUCCUGCGGCAGACGACACCACAGCAUCACCUGCAACAGCAACAACAGCAACAGCAGCAUUCACAGCAGCCCUCGCCUGGACCUGGCUCCUCGGCUUUCACUCCACUCAGCGCCACGGCGCCGCCCCCACAUCUGCAACAGCAUCGUGGAGCUCCAGCGGCCACGGCGGCCUAUCUCUACCAGCAGAAUGCGGCAGCGGCGGCUGCUGCCUUUCCCACGCAGCUCAUUUCGCUGCAUCAGAUACGGAACUAUGCACACCAGCCAGGGACAGCGGGACUCAUCAGUGGCGAUCAUCUAACCCUCGGCCUGAGCGCGGUCCAGGCGGCCAAGGAAAAGGCCCAAUAGUACAGGCCUCUGCGUGGCCACAAAAGGCAGCUACGAUGACAUUAGUUUUACGUUGCAACAAGACCUUUAAACUGGAAUGAAUUAGCAGGAUUUUCCAGGAAUUCAUUCCAGUUUAAACACUCGAAAGUAUGUGUAAAUUAGGUUUAGUUUAGGCACCAGUUCAAGGCAGUGCAGGAGCUGAAACUUUCACUUAGUAUUAGCCUUGCUAUAGACUCAGCCACCCUUUAGAAUCAUUUAAAGUAUUGAUUGCUUUAUUCUACAAUAAAUCUCACUCUCCAAGCCCCUCCAAACACUGCCCA